GGAGCAGGGACCGGGAAGGGGCGGAGAGGAGAGAAGUGCCGCGCGCGCCAGAGAGACCCCGGUCGGUCCUGAGCUCGGCAGCGCACCCAGGGUGGCAGUCGCGGAGCCGAUCCGCAGCAGAGACUGCGGCCCCGCCGUGCGGCGGCACCCCUGCCCGGCCUCCCGUGCUGCGCACCGAGAGCUCGGCGCGUCCGGAUCCGCGCCCCGGGCAGCUGCGCCCUCGCCGCCGCCGCCCUCGCCGCCCUCGCCGCCCUCGCCGAGCCGAACCAGCGCGCUCGGGCUCCGCCGGGUCUCGAGCCCUCGGUCUCCUCCUCGCGGCACCGCGCGGCUCAAAACUGCGGGACUGGACGGAGCACAGGGGUCCGGACUCGCAGCCCCGGAGGAGGCGGAGCCGCCUUGUCAUGCUGCCUAAAGUGGAGACGGAAGCCCUGGGCCUGGCCCGAUCGCAUGGGGACCAGGGGCAGAUGCCGGAAAACAUGCAAGUGUCCCAGUUCAAAAUGGUGAGCUACUCCUACGACGAGGACCUGGAGGAGCUCUGCCCCGUGUGCGGGGACAGGGUGUCGGGGUACCACUACGGGCUCCUCACCUGCGAGAGCUGCAAGGGGUUUUUUAAGCGAACCGUCCAGAAUAAUAAAAGGUACACGUGCAUAGAGAACCAGAACUGCCAAAUCGACAAGACACAGAGGAAGCGCUGCCCCUACUGCCGGUUCCAAAAGUGUCUGAGUGUGGGCAUGAAGCUGGAAGCGGUGAGGGCGGACCGCAUGCGGGGAGGAAGGAACAAGUUCGGGCCGAUGUACAAGAGAGACAGGGCCCUGAAGCAGCAGAAGAAAGCCCUCAUCCGCGCCAACGGGCUGAAGCUGGAAGCCAUGUCUCAGGUGAUCCAGGCGGUGCCGCCGGAGCUGGGCAUCCCCUCCGCCCUGCAGAACGCGCACCCCGCCUCCAAGGGCCUACCUCUGAGCCACGCCGCCCUGCCCCCCACAGACUACGACCGCAGCCCCUUCGUCACCUCCCCCAUCAGCAUGGCCAUGCCCCCUCACGGCAGCCUGCAGGGCUACCAGGCCUACGGCCACUUCCCCAGCCGGGCCAUCAAGUCCGAGUACCCCGACCCCUACACCAGCUCCCCGGAGUCGCUCCUGGGCUACUCGUACGUGGACGGCUACCAGGGCAGCUCCCCGGCCGGCAUCCCGCACCUGGUCCUGGAACUGCUGAAGUGCGAGCCGGACGAGCCCCAAGUGCAGGCCAAGAUCGCGGCCUACCUGCAGCAGGAGCAGGCCGGCCGGGGCAGGCAGGACAAGCUCAGCACCUUCGGGCUCAUGUGCAAGAUGGCGGACCAGACGCUGUUCUCCAUCGUCGAGUGGGCCAGGAGCAGCAUCUUCUUCCGGGAGCUCAAGGUGGACGACCAGAUGAAGCUGCUGCAGAACUGCUGGAGCGAGCUCCUGAUCCUCGACCACGUCUACCGCCAGGUGGUCCACGGGAAGGAGGGGUGCAUCUUCCUGGUUACCGGGCAGCAAGUGGAUUACGCCAUGAUAGCGUCGCAGGCGGGGGCCACCCUGAGCAACCUCAUGAGCCACGCGCAGGAGCUGGUGGCGAAGCUGCGCUCCCUCCAGCUGGACCAGCGGGAGUUCGUGUGUCUGAAAUUCCUGGUGCUCUUCAGCUUAGACGUGAAGAACCUGGAGAACCCCCAGCUGGCGGAGGGCGUGCAGGAGCAAGUGAACGCCGCGCUGCUGGACUACACCACCUGCCACUACCCGCAGCAGCCGGAGAAGUUCGGGCAGCUGCUGCUGCGGCUGCCGGAGAUCCGGGCGCUCAGCGCGCAGGCCGAGGAGUACCUGUACUACAAGCACCUGAACGGGGACGUGCCCUACAACAACCUCCUCAUCGAGAUGCUGCACGCCAAGCGGGCCUGAGCCGCGGCACCCGCCCCCCCCAAGCUCUGCCGCCGGGCCGGGAGCAGGCCAGUGGGGGUGGGCGGGGAGGACGGGGCAGAGGAAGACACAAAAAUACUCUGAACGGCUGCUCCCGGCGACACUCGCGAGACACUUGGGUUAAAGGGGUUGCAUUGGAGGGGCGUAAUAAUCAGAUACUUCGUAGCAAAUGAGGGACGGAUCAGGGUAUGUGUACUGUAAACUGUGAACCGAAGCUCCACGUGCCCCCCACGGAGUCCACGUGAGUGGCGGCCGCCGAGGGCCACGGGCUCGCAGGCGGACACCAGCACCACACACGGGAGGGGGAACGCGGGCUGGUCGUGCCAUUGCGGGGUGUCCCCACGCGUCCCCUCGAGGAGGCCAAGGGGGGGCCGGUCCGCGCUGUCAGUGAUGCCCCUGCCGCCGGCGGUCUGAGCUGACGCAGGCCCUCCUCGGUGAGGCCAGCCCGAGACUCUGCUCGCGGCCCCGUCGGCCACCCCCCGCCGAACGGCCCCUCCCUCUCCCCCUCAAGGACCCGGCACCUUCUGUCUGGUGAUCGAUCAGUGAAAUUGAUCGUGGAGCCUCUACCAAGGACUCAGCCGCACCCACUGCAAGCUCCGCCAACUCCCAAAAAGCCUAAUUUUCAGUAUCUGUGUCUGAGACGGGCUAAGAGCUAAAAAGAACGGUCAGGCAACACAUGAGCUUGCCACGUCAAUAUGUCCUGGUUGGUCACGUGUUUGUCAUGUUUAAAAAAAAAAAGCAGGCCGAGUCCCUCUUCUGAUCCCACGCAAACAGCGUGCGUGCGUGCCACGGGAAACAACCGCACACUUGCACCCCCGAGCACCCCCGCCGAAGCGAGCUAGGCCUCGUUUCUGCUGCUGCCCCCGAAGUGCGCUCUGGCACGGCUGGGUUCCACGGGAAAAGAUCCCUGGUCCAAAGGCUUGCGAGGAUACGGCGGUCUUCGUGAGCACCCGAGUCCGUGGUUCGUUCGAGAAGGAAGCUCGCGUCCUCUUUCGCCGGGACGUCCCGUCGCCGCAGCCGUCAGAAGCCGAACACGUCCCGCAGCGCGUGGGGAGCCACGCGGACGGAGAGACGGGGAGAGCGGACCGACCGGUCGCUCGCUCGGACGGCCCCUCGCACGGGACGGGAACGGGGGUGCGACCCGUGGCUGGGAAGACGGGAGCGAGACCCAGGUCCUUCCCGGACGGGAAAGGACCGGAGCGGCCCUGACCUCCCCGCGCCAGAGACCAAAGCCGGCAGCACGGACCCCGGCGGGCGGAGGGCCGCCCAGCCCACCUGCCAGAGGCCGCACUCGCUCGGCCCUCCCGGCACGCACGGGCGCAGGUGGGGGACUCUUGCCUUAUGUCGCUCGUCCGGACGGGGGCUGAACCAACGUCUAAAAUAAAGUAUUAACACUUUAAAAGUCUCAUGAGAUAUAGUGUUUACAUUCUUUAGGUCCUGUGGGGGGGGUGGGGAGGGGACCGUGAUAGGACGAAGUAGCUCAAGCAGUAAUACACUCAACGUCACUCUUCUGAUCGGAAAUUACUUGGAACGGUGCUGAAUCAUCGUCGUGAGACACUAAAAUCAAGAACGGGAAUCGCAUUCAAGACUUUAAUUCUGUUUUGAGAUUAUCAGCGGCACAAUCACGUGUAGAAACUGUAAAAAAAGAAGAAGAAGAAGAAGUAUCUCCUAGUCCCUUAAUUUUUUCAUAAAUGUUUCUGGCUUUUGAAUAGUUUAUUUAUAUUGUAUAUCAUAGUUUCGACUGUAGACAAUUAUGAUGCUAAUUUAUUGCUCCUUGGUCUCACCUCUGUAUAGACGUAGCCAAGACCGAAGAAACCAAAUAAACGUGUGUGUGUGUGUGUGUGCGCUGCGGCAUGUCUUCAAGUCAGUGGGGCACAGUUCAGGGACGGAGAAAGGUCUUAAUGAAUUAAAAUCAUCCACUUGAUCACAUGCCUGUAAAUCUUCCUAAUUAUUUCUGUAGUUUAUUUAACGUCUGUUGUAAAUUACGUGACCGGUAGCCUCCUGUUUUCCAGCGAAUUGCGCGAGGGCGGCGUCUUUCCUGGUUUCCCCUUCCCAGCAUCGUAAGGUGUAGACCAAAGACAUUAGUUGUUGCUUCUGUGUGUGCAGGGAGGGUUACUUCGUUAUUCUGAUCCACCACCUCGACUCCUCGUCCACGUGAAGGGUGCACAUGCCCACGCGGAGUGUCCGCGGCCCCUCCCGCAGAGUCUCGGUCCCCUGGGCUCCCCUCUGGCCCACGGGACAGCGGGAAGGGGCCGGCCGGGGCCCAUGUCCAAGCGGUGAGCAGGACGGCGGCGUUGCUUCUCUCCCGUGCAGAGCCCGGGUGGCUAGAAGACACGCGCAGGGGAGACACAUCGACAGCUAGUGGAACGGUUCUGUCGGGGACGGAGGACACUCGGGAGAUCGAGGGGAAGUUGUUUGGAGGGUCUUGAACACUGCAAAAAGAAAAAGAAAAGAAAAAAAGCCUCCCCGGUGCAUAAGAAACCUAAAAAAUGUCAAAGAUGAGUAUGUUGUUAGCCGAGUGAAUCACACCGAGAGGCCCCCCUGCAGACGGCUGGCGGCCCCCCCGCCCUGGGGCUGGCAGGUACAAUGAGUCCAGUGUUCACCGUUCACCUCCGUCACCACACAGCUCCUUAGCAACCGAGUCACCAGCGCGUGGCGGGACUCCUUGGGAAGAUCAGCCCGGUGGGCGGCAGUGGGUCGGUCUGCCCGCAGGCGCUCUGCGGCGUCUGGGUCCUCGCACGCUGUCCCCCUCCUGCUGCCCGGGGCCUGAGCGCACGCCGUGUCGAGAGUGUGCCGUCGGUCACGAGCUGACGUUUGCUUACUGUACCAGUGAAAUGCACAUUGUCAUGUCUGUUCUUGCCAGGAAUUUGUCAGCCAAAUGUUUUCUUUUCCCAGUAUUUCAAUAAACAUUGAUAUGUGCAGCCUGA
Messenger RNA from Phyllostomus hastatus (greater spear-nosed bat), 4852 nucleotides. RefSeq names its product nuclear receptor subfamily 5 group A member 2 (gene NR5A2). Gene Ontology annotation, biological process: hormone-mediated signaling pathway; tissue development; regulation of transcription by RNA polymerase II. Gene Ontology annotation, molecular function: zinc ion binding; nuclear receptor activity; RNA polymerase II cis-regulatory region sequence-specific DNA binding. The coding region runs from base 402 to 1907 and encodes 501 amino acids. The record is from RefSeq and is a predicted model, not a curated record. NCBI's taxonomy places the organism in Eukaryota, Metazoa, Chordata, Mammalia, Chiroptera, Phyllostomidae. The transcript is spliced from 8 exons. Gene Ontology annotation, cellular component: RNA polymerase II transcription regulator complex.